This is a messenger RNA of Lontra canadensis (Northern American river otter), 1873 nucleotides long. It is a transcript of the gene TNFSF8, whose product is annotated as TNF superfamily member 8. Lineage: Eukaryota; Metazoa; Chordata; Mammalia; Carnivora; Mustelidae. The transcript is spliced from 4 exons. Gene Ontology annotation, molecular function: tumor necrosis factor receptor binding. Gene Ontology annotation, cellular component: membrane. The coding region runs from base 312 to 1016 and encodes 234 amino acids. The record is from RefSeq and is a predicted model, not a curated record. Gene Ontology annotation, biological process: immune response; CD8-positive, alpha-beta T cell differentiation.
CACACACACACACACACUCCCCAGAGUAGGGAAACCGUCAUUUUCUUACUCGCCUUCUGACAUUAACCACCUUCUCUGUCUGCACUCAAAUUCAUCCCUGGCAAUGAAAAAUGAGCCUCUCCCCCACCCCUGCUGCCGCCUUUCGCCUCACGCCCCCAGAGAAGAGUGUCUCCGUGUGGCAGCCGGUGAAGGUUUUUUUCCACGUCACAUGAUCCAGGAUGCAGGGGGAGAAUCCUUCUUGGAACAGAGAUGGGCCCAGAAGUGAAUCUGAUCAGGAGAGAUAAGGUGUGCUGCGGGAAGACUAUAUAAGAAUGGACCCAGGGCUGCAGCAAGCACUCACCGGAGUGGCCCCUUCUCGAGACACAGCCAUGCAUGUGCCAGCGGGCUCCGUGGCCAGCCACCUGGGAACCACCAGUCGUGGUUAUUUCUACUUCACCACCACCACGCUGGCUCUGUGUCUUGUCUUUGCUGUGGCAACCAUCAUGAUGUUGGUAGUUCAGAAGACGGACUCCAUUCCCAACCCACCAGGAAAAUUCCCCCUUAAAGGAGGAAAUUGCUCAGAGGACAUCUCAUGUGUACUGGAAAAGUCUCCAUUCAGGAAGUCAUGGGCCUACCUCCAAGUGUCAAAGCAUAUAAACAAAUCCAAGUUGUCUUGGAACAAAGAUGGCGUUGUUCGUGGAGUCAUAUAUCAGGAUGGGAAUCUGGUAAUCCAGUUCCCAGGCUGGUAUGUCAUCAUUUGCCAACUACAAUUUCUCGUGAAAUGCCCAGAACAUUCUGUUGACCUGAAGUUGGAGCUUCUCAUCAACCAAGACGUCAAAAAGCAGACGCUGGUGACAGUGUGUGAGUCUGGAGCACAAACCAAAAACAUAUACCAAAAUCUCUCUCAAUUCUUGCUGGAGUACCUCCAGGUCAACACCACCAUAUCAGUCAAGGUGGAUAAAUUCCAGUAUGUGGAUACAAACACCUUUCCCCUUGAGAAUGUGUUGUCGAUCUUCUUAUAUAGUAGUUCAGACUGAACCAUUUCUUCUGGCCUUCAGGAAGAAAGCCACUCUCUACCAUACAGUACUUCAUCAAUCCAAACACUUGGGCAAAAAGAAAACUCUAGACCAAGACUGAAAUCACAAAGGGUAUUAAAUAAUAUGCUUCUCCUUCUGUCUCUUGGAAAAAUACAGCUCCAGGGUUUAAAAAAAAAACAAGCAAACAGUUUUGAGUGAAGUGUUUUUCAAACAGAAAGCAGGGAAGCAAGGCAGUAUGUGGGAAAAGCCCCACAUGGACAUCAGAAGGGUUGGAUUUAUGCCCUGGCCCAACCACUAACUGGCUCACUGUAUGACCUGGAGCUAUUCCUGUCCCUUCCCUGGAACUCUGGAUCCAUGUCUGAAAAAUGAAUGGGCUGGAUUUGAAUCUCUCCAAAAUCUCUUCCAUCUCAGAAGACCAGGAUGUCUUGUCCCAGAACUGUAAAUUCAGAUUACAGGUAGAAGCCCCCAGCCAAAGGGAAGGCCCUCACCUCACACCAGUAUAAAUCUGAUGGUACUAGUAGGAUCUGGCCGCAUGUCACCUCAAAGGAGUCAGAAUUUGGGGAGGAGGUUCAGGGUACCUUCCCAAAUGAUGUGAACUGUGGGAUCUAAAAUGUAUAAAAGAAAAGACUGCCCAACUGACCAUACAAAUCUAAGAGGCCUCCUGGAAUUUGGAAAGCCUUCUGACCAGGCUUGACUCCGUCCAAGUUAAGACUGACAACACAUCAACAACAUACAACUCUCAUUUCCUAUAGGGAAGGGCUGUGCAUUCAACAAACACUCCAUCUGCGUCCACUGGUCAUGGUGAUGUGGCCAUUUGGUCAGGACCAGCUGCUGUCCUUUCUCACAUGAUCUCUCUC